Bombus pyrosoma is the source of this 375-nucleotide messenger RNA. Its product is annotated as small integral membrane protein 8. NCBI's taxonomy places the organism in Eukaryota, Metazoa, Arthropoda, Insecta, Hymenoptera, Apidae. The record is from RefSeq and is a predicted model, not a curated record. Bases 35 to 295 code for a protein of 86 amino acids. The transcript is spliced from 2 exons.
UGUUAAGUUUUAUGACAUAAUAAUAAUAAUAAUAAUGGAUAAGAAAAAUCAUAAAGCAGAGCCUGGAGAUGGCUUACGCUCCUUGAAGAGUACAAUGUUAUUUCGUGCAAUUAAUUACGAAUUAUAUAUUAGACCGAAUAAAGUGAUAAUGAUUUUUGGAGCUAUUGCAAUGUUCAGUUGUAUAGGAUAUAUGGCUUAUAUGCGACAUAAUUCUGAUAAUACAAAAUAUUAUCCUGCAGUUACACCUGAUGGGUCAAUUGAUUUAAAAAAAAAAACAUCAAAGUGGACAAUGUAAUUUGCUACAUUUUAUAUGAAUUAAUAACAAUUGUAUGUUUAAGAAUUUACAUUAUAUAAAAUACACAAUUAUUGUUUAUA